Drosophila virilis is the source of this 767-nucleotide messenger RNA. RefSeq lists its product as uncharacterized. The record is from RefSeq and is a predicted model, not a curated record. NCBI's taxonomy places the organism in Eukaryota, Metazoa, Arthropoda, Insecta, Diptera, Drosophilidae.
AGUUCUAAUUUGUGACCCAAAGUCGAAGGUGUAAAGAAUCAUGUUGCCACAGACAGCUGUUAUCCUUUUGCUGUGCCUGCCACUAGCAUUUGCCACCGAGUCAAGAGAGGCAGCUGUCAAUGCCUCAACUCCCCGUACCUGUUAUAGCUGCGAGGGUAUCAACUGCCAGCGAACCACGCUCCAAGAUGUGACCGUGAAAUGCAACGAUCUGCUGGACACUUGUGUGACCGUUUUUGAGGGCUUUAUGGUAAGCGAAAAGGGCUGCCAACUGGAACUUUCCCUGGCGGCACAAGCCAAGUGCGAUGCACGGGACAUACAGUGCCAAAAGUGCAGCGGAGAAUUAUGCAACAAUCAAGGACGCAUUGACUUUCAGUGCAUACAAUGCAACGGGUUAGAGAAUGCCGACUGCAACUCGGCUGGAGACAGCAUCAGCCCCUCCCGAUGCCCAGCGCCCACUGCAAGUAACGCUUAUUGCUAUGUGAAAUCAGUUGACACACAUCUGCAAAGAGGCUGCUCCCUAAACGUGAAGGAGCAACAGAGUUGCCUAAAGGACAGCGACUGCAGCCUGUGCCUUCCAGAGGAUGCUCACGGCUCCACCGCCUGCAACAACUACGCGCUGGACAUGAAGUCUGGCGCCGGAAGAGGGCAGCAACUGCUUGGUCUACUGCUGGCUGUGCUCAGUCUGGUGGCCGUUCAAGGGUCCCACUAGCUGACUUUCAAAUUGUUCAACAAUCAAAAAUAAACAAAAUAAAAGCAAAAGUAAAUUA